AUGGUGUCCAGUGUGUGUUUCUUGGCCUUGCUUCCCCUUUCCUUGGCAUCUCCCAGUGAGUACUGGGCCUUGGCCACACCUGCCGUUCGCCGCGCACGGAGUCUUCAGGGUUCGGAGGCUGCACGUGCCCUGGGCGGCCGGACGUUGUCCAAGGCAGAGUCAAAGAUGUCGAAGGUCUGGUGUGGUCCUGGGGAACGCUACAACGGUGCAGCGGGUGCCAUGUGGUAUGCCAACCCCUACACAGCUGGCUGCAGCAAGGCUUCAAUGGCCCUGACAUAUGUCUUUGAUGGGAAAGUGCACACAGCGGUUGAAGGAGAUCUCAUCAAGAUGACCUGUGACAACUGGCAAUGCCCGGUGCCCAAAGUUGUCGACUGCUAUCGCGACCGAAGUGCGUGUGCUGCGGAUGAGUGGUGCAUGGUCAUCACGCAUGAGAAGUGGGGUGCAUGGGCCAUGGGCAAAGAUGGCCACACUCCAAACUUCGACCAGUGUGGCCAAGCAUACAAUGAGCAAAUUGAAGCCAUCGAAGCGCAAGGAAACGUCAACAAUGCCACGGUGGACGCUUUGAAAGCGACCCGUGAUGCCAUUUGUGGCAGCUCCACGGUAGGUGUUGCCAAUGGUAUCCAGUUGCACGGCAUGAGUGAAGACAACCUGUGGAAACCAUCGCACGGGCGCUGCGUGAAGUAUCGUCUCGAGGGACAGAGCUGCAUUCCAACCUUGGCCACGACUGGAAGUUUUGCCAGCGCCUUCGUGCGGCGAGCGCCCACAGAGACUGGGCAUUAUCCCAAUGGUGGCACCAUGGAACGGCCAUUGGCCUGUGGCCCGAACUUGGUCUGCACGGGCCCCACCUUUGAUGUGUUGCCCUCCACCUGUGUGAAAGCUCGGCCCAGGGACGUGUGCUACACUGGACCAUGGUGGGACAGCUCCCGAUGCCCUCGCACAUCCAUGAGGACACCGGGCAUGAGCCGAGACUGGGCCAUUGAGUCCUUACAAACAGCGUUUCUGCUGUUCCCAGGUGAGGUAGCUUCGCCCAUGACUUGCAAGUACUGGACGGGAUCAUUUUCCACCUUCACUCAAGGUGUCAGGAAUGUGACUUACAACAUCUUCCAGGCACUGUGGCCAAGGCACUUGGUGGGUGAGUAUCCCACCUUGGACCAGCUCUACCAACACAUGUGGAAUCAGACUGAUCUUGACUUGGCAGCCUUGAAGCCGGAAGAGUGCGCUGCUGGUGCUGAAGUUGAUGGAACAAAGCCUUGGCCAUGGUGGGGUCUUGGAGCCACCGCAGUUGCCGCAUCUGAAGCUCUGGCGAACCACUUGUCGGAGAACUUUUGGUGCAACGACUGUCGUGGCUUCUUCACCAUUGGCGUUCUGGGCACGGUUGGCCUGCCCCCCAAGAGCUCCAAGGACAGCAAAGGAGCUUUGAUGCCACUGCAAGCUUGGAAUGGCUUGGAUGAUUUUGGCAAAGUUGUGAGCAAACACGGAAACUCCGCAGCCAUUUUUGUCAUUUUUCGAGACUCACGCGGCAGUUGCAGUCGGCCUGCCUUCGCAAGAAACAUGCCGGACUUCAAGUUGGCAGUGGACAAGAACAACAAGGCAACAGAAUUGGCGUUGCUUCGCGUAUGUGGCACGGUUCAGCAGAAUCCGCACAUGAGGGCAUUCUGGGCUUCCACCAUUUCCUGCUUCCUAGCCUUCUUGGGCUGGUUUGCCCUGGCACCUUUGGCGCUCGAGGUGGCCACCAGCAUGGGCACGUGUGAGAAUCAAGUUUAUCCACCAGAAGACAACCCCAAGCGGGUGGCCUACCUGAAGUACAAGUCACUCAAGACGGGCCACAACAUUGCUUCGGAACAUGUUGCCACGACACGGGGAGGCCAUCCAUGGAUCAACCCUUUGGAAUUUGCCAAAGCUGAGGGGGUGGAGAAUCCAUUCUUCAUUCCCUACGAGACCUCCGUGGAGAUGUGGCAUGUGGAGAAGUGAGAGAUCAAAUUGAUGCCUUUUGAUCGUGAAACAUGCAUGGAUAGCCAGACCUUUCUGGCCAGUCCGGAGCCACAAGAUUUUGUAGGCUGAAGGGACCCAAUGUGUUCCAAUCGUUUCAAGCCCUAGUCUUGUUCUAUGUACAGUACAGAUUUUGAUUUGAUGAUUUGUAGCUCGACUGAGACUCCGAAUCCAAUCAUUACAUAUCUACACUGUAAAGUAUACUUCUUGGACCAAUUCUGCCUGUAGAGUUUUGAAUGGUCCAGAUGUUCAUGAACACGUUUGUUUGUAUAGGCUGCGUUGAUGCAGUGAGAUCGCUGUGAACGGUCGCAAGAUUCCUGGCGGCUAGUCCAGUCAGAGAAAUCGUG
Cladocopium goreaui is the source of this 2336-nucleotide messenger RNA. The record is from the annotation of a GenBank genome assembly. Lineage: Eukaryota; Dinophyceae; Suessiales; Symbiodiniaceae.